Kockovaella imperatae is the source of this 702-nucleotide messenger RNA. Its product is annotated as putative riboflavin synthase. The transcript has 4 exons. Gene Ontology annotation, molecular function: riboflavin synthase activity. The record is from RefSeq and is a predicted model, not a curated record. Gene Ontology annotation, biological process: riboflavin biosynthetic process. NCBI's taxonomy places the organism in Eukaryota, Fungi, Basidiomycota, Tremellomycetes, Tremellales, Cuniculitremaceae. The coding region runs from base 1 to 702 and encodes 233 amino acids.
AUGUUCACUGGAAUCAUCGAGCACAUGGCUCGUGUAGCCCAGAUUGAGCCCACGACCGAUUCUUCGGGCUACUACAUCACGUUUGACGAAGCAGAGCCGAUUCUGAGUGACUGUCAUGAUGGCGAUUCCAUCUGUGUCAACGGAUGCUGUCUGACAGUCACCGAAUUUACGAAGGAUUCAUUCAGGGUGAAUGUCGCCAACGAGUCGCUCAGUCGGACGAACUUGGGUGAUCUUCGUGUGGGUGACCGAGCGAAUACUGAGCGAGCCAUGUCCGGCCACACUCGAUUCGGAGGACAUAUGGUUCAGGGCCACGUCGAUGCCACGGCCACUAUCACGUCGAAAGUUCCAGACGGCGAUUCGAUUCGUUAUACAUUUACAUUCUCACCAACCUCUUCCUCCGCUGCGUCUACAUCGGCCACUUCCAGAGCUCAAACUCUGAUGCCGUAUCUCGUCGAAAAAGGAUAUAUCACCAUCGAUGGCGCCUCCUUGACGUUGACAGAAGUCGACGAUGAAACAGCGUCAUUCGGAAUCAUGCUCAUUGCUUACUCGCAAACGAAGCUCGUCUUGACGAAGAAGCAAGUAGGAGACAAGGUGAACAUUGAGGUAGACUGUGUGGGCAAGUACGUUCUAGGUAGUCAGGCGAGAAUAGAAGGGAUGGUAGAGAGAAUAUUGGAGAAGAAGUUGAAGGAGAGAGGAUUGUGA